AUGCUUUCUCGUUUAAUCCCCAAACCCUAUCAUCUCCGUCGCUUCCUCUCUCUUCCGUUAAAACCGCACCACGCACCUGCGAAAUCCUACUUCACCACUUUCGUUCUUCCCAAGCACUUCUCCACCAACAGCGGCGACAACGGCGAUGACAAGGACCGGUUCUCGUCCCGCGUGUGGAAGGAUUUCCGGGAGACCGAUGAGAAGUUCGGAGCUUUAUUCGAGGAGGAGAGUGGAAGCCUCGCCGGAAUAAAUGAAGAUGGUGGGAAAAGAGAGGAACGGGAGUGGCUGCAAGAGGAAGAACAGGGGUGGUUGCAUGAGAAGGGUCUCGAUGAGAAAGACGAGGAUUCUAUAUUUAAAGGGAUCGACGAGGAAAGUGUAGACGCGGGUGGUGGAGGUGAUUCUUUUGAUGCGGGAAAUUUUGGAAUUGGGGCAGGAGAGGAUUUCAAACCUUGGAGCUUGAAGGGAGAGGACAAAGAGGAUGUGUUUGAUUUUCAAGAGGAUGUAGAACAUGAAAGGGAGACUACUGUUGUGGAUGUUAAGCCUAAAGUGGACGUUGAACAGCUUGAGAAGGAAGAGCAAGCUCUCACUGCUGUUCUCAAAGGCCCAAAACGUGCAUUUGGUGAUUUGAUUGCUGCUUCUGGAAUCACGGAUGAAAUGCUUGACAGUUUGAUUGCGUUGAAAGACUUUGAUGGAGUCGAUGGGUUGCCCCCUCUUAGUGUAAUUGAAGACAUGCGGUAUGAGAAGAAUACUAGAAAAUCCACUAGAGGUGAAAUGGAGCGUUUGAAGCAAGAGGAAGCUGCAAAGGCUAGAGUGAAACAAGUUGAUGACAAAGGUCGUGCUUAUGGAACAGGAAGAAGAAAAUGCAGUAUUGCCCGUGUCUGGGUUCAGCCUGGUAACGGUAAAUUUAUAGUUAAUGAUAAAGAGUUUGAUGUGUAUUUUCCUAUGCUUGAUCAUCGCGCUACUCUCCUUCGACCUUUCUCUGAGACAAAGACUUUGGGGCUCUGGGAUGUCAGUUGUACUGUGAAAGGAGGCGGUGUUUCAGGGCAAGUUGGAGCUAUACGAUUGGGGAUCAGCAAGGCUUUGCAAAACUGGGAACCAGAUUUGCGACCUGCACUGAGAAAUGCUGGUUUCCUAACAAGGGACUCGCGAGUGGUAGAAAGGAAAAAGCCAGGAAAGGCAAAAGCAAGAAAAAGUUUCCAAUGGGUCAAGCGUUGA
Messenger RNA from Sphenostylis stenocarpa, 1215 nucleotides. NCBI's taxonomy places the organism in Eukaryota, Viridiplantae, Streptophyta, Magnoliopsida, Fabales, Fabaceae. The record is from the annotation of a GenBank genome assembly.